Perca fluviatilis (European perch) is the source of this 985-nucleotide messenger RNA. Its product is annotated as spastin-like. NCBI's taxonomy places the organism in Eukaryota, Metazoa, Chordata, Actinopteri, Perciformes, Percidae. Bases 137 to 667 code for a protein of 176 amino acids. The transcript has 6 exons. Gene Ontology annotation, molecular function: ATP hydrolysis activity; ATP binding. The record is from RefSeq and is a predicted model, not a curated record. Gene Ontology annotation, cellular component: microtubule cytoskeleton.
UAUCUACAGCCGACGUCGGCCUUAAAACCAGGGAUGCACUGAAUCCAGAUUUGUGGGUUGGUCUGAAUCCUGAACCCCCUGGUUGAGAUGGUUCUGACUCCUCCUCCCAUCCUCAGUCCAUCAACACAGUGAACACAUGAAUGAAGUAAACCGGGACGGUCCUGAACACGGCCUGAGGCUGGCCCCGCAUACUGCUGUGCAUGACUGCUGGGAAACUGUGUUUCAGGUCCAGUCUGGUGGCGAGGAGAGGGUUCUGGUGAUGGGAGCCACCAACCGGCCUCAGGAACUGGACCAAGCUGCUCUCAGGCGGUUCUCUAAGCGCGUGUACGUGGCUCUGCCCGGAGAGGAGACUCGCCUCAGUCUGCUGAAGAACCUUCUAGAGAAACACAGCAGCCCGCUGACUCAGCGAGAGCUCCAGCAGCUCGCCAGAAUGACAGAGGGCUACUCCGGCAGCGACCUCACCUCAUUGGCUAAAGACGCCUCCCUGGGACCAAUCAGAGAGCUGCAUCCAGAACAACUGAGGAACAUGGAGGCUAGUGAGGUGCGGAACAUCUGUUUCCGGGACUUCGUGGAGUCUCUGAUGAAGAUCAAGAGGAGCGUCGGCACUCAGACCCUGGACCUGUACGCUCGCUGGAACAGAGACUACGGAGACACCACAGCUGGAUGACGUCUCAGAGACUACGGAGACACCACAGCUGGAUGACGUCUCAGAGACUACGGAGACACCACAGCUGGAUGACGUCUCAGAGACUACGGAGACACCACAGCUGGAACAGAGACUACGGAGACACCACAGCUGGAUGACGUCUCAGAGACUACGGACACACCACAGCUGGAUGACGUCUCAGAGACUACGGAGACACCACAGCUGGAACAGAGACUACGGAGACACCACAGCUGGAUGACGUCUCAGAGACUACGGAGACACCACAGCUGGAACAGAGACUACGGAGACACCACAGCUGGAACAGAGACUUACGGAGAC